CUGCAAGGGUUGCUUACGUACUUUAAGGUACGUACGGUAGCCACCGGUACAAUACAGUAGUGAUGCUGAAAAGCAAACGUUUUUUGAUCCACCAAAAUACUUUCUACUUGUUCUAUCGGUAUUAUUUCGCUGCCUUCAACAAUUUUUGCGUUAGUUGAGAUUUCGAUAAUAUUCACAAGCACACCACCACCACCACCACCACCAUCAUGAUCCAGCAACACCGGCAAUUGUCACAGCGCUUGGUAUCAAUGCCGGCCGCAUUGAUGGUAGCUGCAUCCUAUUUCCUUCUACUUACGCCACCAAUUUCUGCCUUUCUUGUCGGGGGUACAAGCACCGUGCUUUCACGUGGCUCACUCAGCGUUGCGACUUCUUCGCUUCAGAUGACAGCGACCAAUGGCGCCAGAAUCGACCAACACGAAGAGACAAAAGAUGACGACAACUAUGACGUUGUGAAGGUAGAUUUGACAGAUGGACGGGACUACCCCAUUUAUAUUGGAACGUCCUUCACCGACGAACAAAUCAGCGAAACCCUGACUUCUCACAUCCACGGCAAACAAGCUCUGAUAAUCACCAAUGACAAGAUCGCCCCUAUGGGCUUCCUGGAAAAAUACGAGAAGCUGUUGGCCCCGCAUAAAGAAGUGCACACCCUUGUCUUGCCCGACGGUGAAUCAAACAAAAAUCUAGAAAUCUUGCAAUUGAUCCUCGACAAAGCCCUCGAGGAAAAAUUGGAUCGGAAAUGCACACUCAUUGCGUUGGGCGGUGGGGUCAUCGGUGACAUGGUUGGAUUUGCAGCAGCCAUAUAUCAACGGGGCGUUGACUUCGUUCAAAUUCCCACCACCGUUAUGGCCAUGACGGAUAGCAGCGUGGGUGGUAAAACGGGCGUGAACCAUCCACUUGGUAAGAACAUGGUUGGUGCCUUCCAUCAACCGCAGUGUGUUUUCAUCGAUACCGACUCCCUAUCAACCCUUCCAGAUCGGGAACUGCAAAGUGGUAUCGCCGAAAUUAUUAAGUACGGGUUGAUUCGCGAUAGAGAUCUUUUUGAGUGGUUGGAAGUGAACAUGGAAAAACUGUUGAACCGAGACCCGGAAGCAACUCGCCAUGCCGUAAAACGCUCAUGCGAAAACAAGGCCGAAGUUGUCAAGGCAGACGAAAAGGAGGCAGGUGUUCGCGCCACGCUGAAUCUAGGUCAUACAUUUGGACAUGCCAUUGAAAGUGGAUCUGGUUACGGAACAUGGCUGCACGGAGAAGCUGUUGCGAUUGGUACGGCCAUGGCGACGACGAUGAGCGCCCAAAUGGGAUGGAUCGAUAAUGAAUUGGUAAAGCGAACCUACAAAUUGCUAGAAAAAGCUAAACUUCCCACCGACUUACCUCUUGAUUCCCCCAUGAAUCGAGAAAUCUUCUUGAAAUAUAUGGCGGCCGACAAAAAGGUAGCCAACGGUCAGUUGCGAUUGAUUCUUCUGAAGGGAGCUCUGGGAAAUUGUGUCUUCACAGGAGAUUUUGACCAAGAAGCCAUGAUUGAUACCAUUGAUGAGUUUGUUGCAGAAUGUUCCGGCGCACAGUGAGUAACUGAAAUAGCUCGAUUGUCAAAACAAAAGCAUAAAUAACACAUUGAUCAAAGCUCUUCAUAACAGUUUUGCUACUGUGGCAUAUUCAGUUUUAUCCGGGCAAGGUCUCGAGAGUGGAAAACAGUUGAUAGAGAUUAUCAUUUUUGAAUAGGUCGUGAGAGUUGCGAAAGAUUACAAUUGUAUGAGUGCUUGGUGCGGUUAGUUUCCAUCGAGGGAUCAUCCUUCUGAUAACAAUUUCUAAAUGGUGCUAUGUAACAUUUAAUAGCAUUUUCUGGCAUUUUGUUGUGGUGUUUUUGUGUUCAAGAAAAAGUAGUCGUCCCUCAAUGUCUAAUGGAUAUUACUUUAUAUCU
This is a messenger RNA of Pseudo-nitzschia multistriata, 1915 nucleotides long. NCBI's taxonomy places the organism in Eukaryota, Bacillariophyta, Bacillariophyceae, Bacillariales, Bacillariaceae. The record is from the annotation of a GenBank genome assembly.